Caenorhabditis bovis is the source of this 627-nucleotide messenger RNA. Lineage: Eukaryota; Metazoa; Nematoda; Chromadorea; Rhabditida; Rhabditidae. The record is from the annotation of a GenBank genome assembly.
AUGGGUAUCUCGCGCGACUCUUGGCAUAAGCGCUAUAAGACCGGAGCUACUCGCCCGGUCCCACACAAGAAGAGGAAGUUCGAACUUGGACGCCCAGCUGCUAACACCAAGAUCGGAUCUUACCGCGUCCGUCUCGUCCGUGCUCGCGGAGGAAACUUGAAGCACAGAGCUCUCCGUCUUGAUAACGGAAACUUCUCCUGGGCUUCGGAGCAGACCACUCGCAAGACCCGUAUCGUUGAUACCGUCUACAACGCCACCAACAACGAAUUGGUCCGUACCAAGACCCUCGUGAAGGGAGCCAUCGUCAGCAUUGACGCUGCCCCAUUCCGUCAGUGGUAUGAGUCGCACUAUGCUCUUCCAUUGGCUAGAAAGAAGAACGCUAAGCUCUCUGAGGAAGACGCCGCUAUCCUUAACAAGAAGCGAUCUCGUCACACUCAGAAAAAAUACACCGAGCGCCAGAAGACCGCCGCUGUCGAUCAAUUGCUCAUUGAGCAAUUCCACUCCGGACGUCUCCUUGCCCGCAUUUCUUCAUCUCCUGGCCAAGUUGGACAGGCCAACGGAUACAUCCUCGAAGGAAAGGAGCUUGACUUCUAUCUUAGAAAGAUCCGCGCCAAGAAGGCCAAGUAA